UACGGGGAAUAAUCUCAAGUUUCGGCAGUUUCGGCGUCUUAUUCCACGCGGUAGGUCGUGGUCGUGUCAUUAUACCGCGAAAAUAACCGCAUUUUUCCGGAAUCUCGUUCCAAAUAUCGCCGAACGGAUUCGCGGGGCUUCCCCUCCUCCCCCCUCUAAGGGGUUCGCCUUCGAAAAGUAACGUCACGAGUUUGAAAAUUAGUGCAAAUUCUUGAAUCCGAGGAAGAAGGUGAAGGCGGAAGAGGGAAAGAGCGAAAAUGUCGAACGAAGUGACGCAGAGCGAACGCAGGACGGAGACGAUGUCGGAGACGUCGGAGGGCACCGCGACGACGGGCGUCUCCGGGAGGUCCGGCUUCGACAGCCGCGACGAGUUGCGCGACAUCGCGGCCCUCCUCGGCAUCGGCGACCCCGAGGACCUUCGCCAGGACCGAUUCCGAGUGGAACGCCGGAAGCUGGAGAACAUGCUUCAAGGCGACAACGAAGGACUAAAGCAGGCGGACACGUUUUUCCAGAAGGUUAUGGAGGAGACGAAUACGUUCAUCACGUGGCCGUCGCGACUGAAGAUCGGGGCGAAGUCGAAGAAAGAUCCACAUAUUAAGGUCGCGGGUCGACCCGACGACGUGCGGGCAGCCAAGGAUAAGAUUAUGCAGAUUUUGGACACGCGGGAAAGUAACAGGGUAACGAUGAAGCUGGACGUGAGCUACACCGACCAUUCGCACAUCAUCGGCAAAGGCGGCCUGACGAUUAAGCGAGUAAUGGAGGAGACUGGCUGCCACAUCCAUUUCCCCGACAGUAACCGCAGCAACCACCACGAAAAAAGCAAUCAAGUCUCCAUCGCGGGAGAAAUGGAAGGCGUCGAGCGAGCUCGCGUCCGAGUCAGGAACUUGACUCCCCUGAUCUUCUCGUUCGAGCUGCCCGUCAUGGGAGCCAGUCAGACGGUGCCGGAUGCCACUUCUCCGUAUGUCAUCAAGAUCCAGGAAAAGUACAACGUCCAGGUCAUGUUCAGAACGCGGCCGAAGCUGCACGCCACCCUGGUCGUGGUAAAGGGGUGCGAAUGGGAGGUCUCCUUGGUCAAGGAGGCGACUCUUUUGCUGAUCCACUACAUGUGCGACAACCUAGCUAGUCAGAUCCAGGUGCAGAUGUCGAUGGAGAUCUCGCCUCAGCAUCACAGCAUCGUCCUUAGCAAGCAGAGCAGCAACCUGAAGAUGAUCAUGCAGCACACCGGGACGCAGAUCAUGUUCCCCGAUGCCGGAGACCCGAAUAUACCGAACCUGAAGAAGAGCAACGUGACCAUAACAGGGUCUAUUCACAACGUGUACCUGGCGCGGCAACAAUUGGUCGGCUCCUUGCCUCUGGUCCUGAUGUUCAACCUCCCGGAGGACUCGAUGUCCUCGGUGGACACGGAGAACAUCUCGCAGCUGAUGCAGUCGCUCGACGUCUUCAUCAACGUCAGGCACAGGCCGAAGCAGAGCACCCUCUCGGUCAUCAUCAAGGGCAUCGAGAGAAACGCCAGCAACAUCUACGAGGCCAGGAAGCAGCUUUUGGGCCACGACGAGCCCAGGGUCCACGCGGAGAUCCCCGCCACCUAUCACAUCCCCAACGCCGGGAGCAUCUUUCAAGGCAACUCCGUCAACGGCGCCGGUACUCUCAACAUGGGCAGCUUGACGGACAAUCUAUCCACCAUGCUGACGGUCAACACCCAAAAUCCACCGUAUUGCUUCUCGUUGAUGUCGCACUCCCCCAACCCCAUGGGGUUGUCUCCACCGUGGGGUUAUUCGCCGAUCCCCCCGAUGUUCUCUUCGGUUCCUAUCCACCAUCACGCCCCGUACGCGUAUCCGCAUCUUAACCACUUGCUGACGACGCAGCAGAUGAUGCAGAACAAUAUGAUGACGCAACCCCAUGGGCUGUUGCAUCAGGGUCUCUCGGUGAACCAGGCACCCCUCAGCAUGUCCAGCGGUUAUCAGAGCACCCAUAGCUUGAACACGAGCUCCUCUCUUGGCGAUAACAAGGACGGAAGUGCUUACUCCUCGUUGAGCAGCGUGUCCAGUUCACUUACCAGUCCCGCGAUCAGCCCUCGGAAUGCUUCUCCGGACAAUCCCUCGGAGGGUAAUCUUAAUCUGGAUUUGUCGAGUAUACUGACGGACCUCUCCGUGUUGGAUCGCCGGGCUCCGGGCUGCGAGAAGAAGAGCCUGGAAAUGGCCGCGAGGAACAACUUCACGCCCUUCGACUACGAGGAGAAGAAGCUGCGCGCCAUCAAGGCGAUGCAGAGCAAACCGACCUCUUCCGAAUACAGGGUCCCCACUUCCGUGUGGUCGGGUUAUGGCCUCAGCCAAACGGCACCUCUUAUUAUCGGGAGCGACUUGACCAAGGAAUCGAGCUCGCAUCCUUCGGACCUCUGGGAGGAGCCAAAGACCCCGGUGAUCGACACUACAAUGGAUUUUGGAAUCGGCUCCACCAACGAUCGCCAGAUCGGAAUGGCCUCGAAUUAUAUGGAACACACUCCCACGCACCAGUUGGAGAAGAUCACCUCGCAGCGUCACACCGACCUGGCGACCACGUUGACCAGUAUUGGAAUGGAGAAAUACAUUCACCUCUUCGCGUCUCAUGAAGUGGACAUGGCUACGUUCCCCUCGUUGACCGGGAAGGACCUCCUCGAGAUCGGCAUCACGGCUUGGGGUGCCAGGCGUAAAAUCAUGCUCCUAAUUUCCGAAAUGAACAAACGGUCGCCCCGCAGGGGUCAGUUCGCCGGCAGUGCGGCCCCGGGCGCGGAACGCAAGAGCUUCGCAUCCUCGAGCACGACCUCCGGCGCGAGCUGCGGAUUGGAGACCUGGUAAACUCGCCUUAAAAUGUAAAAGAAGAAGGAAGAAGGUGCGAAAGAAAAGCUGCAUGUUACUUUGGUAUUUUAGGAGCCAGCCUCGAAGGUGGCCCGAUUGUUUUUCUAGCCGCAACGUUCGAAAUUGGAUAGAACUUUUUUUUUCUCCCCGUAUUUUUUUUUCUUUUUUUUUUUUAAAUCGCAGCGCGUUAGGUUUAAGGAAGCGAUCGAGUGACCGCUUUCGUUGGAUUUCACUUCCCGUUUUCUCUGGCUGGUCGCGUCGGGCAGAAAAAGUCGAGCGAACUCGGGACUCGGCGAGACCGGUUCGAUCGGGCAGAAAGGCCGGAGCUCCCUGCGAGCCCGUCUCCCGCCCGCCCCGUCACCCGGGCGGGAAAAAGCCUCGGACGAAAAUUGCCCAGCGAAUCGUCCCGGGGAACUUUUGUAGAAGAGGUUUCCUCGUAUCUCGCACCGAUGAACGAGAAAUCGGGAUACGGCGAGCGGGGGCGGUCGGGCAGAAAAACCCGGCGCGGUCCGCGAGCUCGUUUCCCGUCCGUUCCGUCGCCCGGGUGGGAAAAAGCCUCGGACGAAAAUUGCCCAGCGAAUCGUCCCGGGGAACUUUUGUAGAAGAGGUUUCCUCGUAUCUCGCACCGCUGGGCGAGAAAUUGGGAUUUGCCACGGAGGCGCGACCAGCCGAUCCUCGUGUGCAUGUGGCGUGUCUUGUGCGUCUGUGAUGAGUGGCGAAUCUUGUGGACUCGGUGAUACGUAGUCUAUGUAACGGAAGCUACGCGGACGGUCGUUCCGAGGUACCCUUGACCGAAGGGAGCGUUUGGCCGAGGGUAACGAGUUUUCGACGAGGUGAGCGUUGGUCCCGUUGGCGGAUGCAUUCAGCGGCUCCUCGGAUUAGCCGAGCUAUGCAAUAGCGGUGUAUUUAGCUUAGACUAAGCUCGAAGCCCGUGCCGAGCGCUCACCGGCGCGCUCCUUCGAUUUUUAUGUGAUAUAACUAGUUAACUAUUUAUUAUUCCACUCAAGGGAGACGCUGGAUGCACGCCGACCUAAGGACGAGGAGCCUCCACCUGCGGAUGCGAUUUCGAGCGAUCGGCGGGCACUUUGAUUUCCCGCGAGGGUUCGGCUUUAUUGAUUAAGCGCGUACAAUGGACCGUUUUGAUUUCUCGCGAGCAAUCGUUUUUAUUUCCCGCGAACGGCGGCCAUUUUCCCUUCAGGUUCUCCAUUCGUCCCGGAGAAGAUGAAUUACGUUAAAAAAUAUCCGAUCCGCGGUGCGGACUUUAAAAGUAAUACAAAAAAGGAUGUCUAGACGAUUUCAUCGAUCUUCUCUUGGCGCGCAGGAUUGGAAAAUUCGUCAGAAAAUCACGGAAAAUCGGGAAAAUGGCCGAUCGGAACGAAUAAGCGCGCAAUGGUCCCGCUCGCGAUCGAACUUAUCACGUGACGUCGAUCGUU
Messenger RNA from Orussus abietinus, 4267 nucleotides. It is a transcript of the gene BicC, whose product is annotated as protein bicaudal C homolog 1. Gene Ontology annotation, molecular function: RNA binding; protein binding. The coding region runs from base 258 to 2834 and encodes 858 amino acids. The record is from RefSeq and is a predicted model, not a curated record. Gene Ontology annotation, cellular component: cytoplasm. The transcript is spliced from 15 exons. NCBI's taxonomy places the organism in Eukaryota, Metazoa, Arthropoda, Insecta, Hymenoptera, Orussidae.